AUGAGGGACCGCAGCAAGGAGCUGGGCUGUGCUGACAGCGAUUCAGAACCGGAUGAACACAAGGUGUUAGUGGAACCCUCACAGAACGAUGAAGAGCUCGACCGGCAUUUCUUUGAAACGACGCGGCAGAUUCGGGAGUCUCUACAACUUCUUAGGAGUAAAGUGAAAGAUCUAGAGGCCAGUCAGACGACAGUCCUCAGCCAGCCGCUUCCAGAGGACAGUAUGAAAAAAGAUUUACAGUCCCUGAGAGAAGAGAUCAAAGUAUUAUCGAAAGACAUUCGGGGGAAAUUGCAGAAAAUUGAGGUGAAAGAUGACGAUGAAGAAGUGAGAGGGUCAGUUCACAAGCGGAUGAAGAAGACGCAGCAUGGUGUCCUCUGCCAGCAGUUCAUCGAAGUCAUUAAUCAGUGCAACGUGAUCCAGACGCAGUACAAAGAGAGCAACGUCAAGAGGAUCAAAAGGCAGCUGCAGAUCACUGGACACAACGUCACAGAUGAGCAGUUUGACGAGAUGCUGGAAAGUGGACAGAGCGACGUCUUCACAUGUAAUCUUCUGAAGGACACGCAGAUCACUAAACAGGCCCUGAAUGAGAUUGAGUCGAGACACGAUGAGAUCCUGAAACUGGAGAAAAGCAUUGUGGAAUUGCACGACAUGUUCAUGCUGCUUUCCAUGGAAGUCGAAGCGCAGGGUGAAACAAUAGACAACAACAUCGAGAAGAAAUAUUUUACAUUCCCACCAAAUUAUGUAGAAAAAGGGCGAAAGCAGCUGGAAGCAGGCGGUGAGAACAGCACACAAAGCCCCGCAAGAAAAAGGUUUACAUAGCGAUCUGUGUGGCCGUCCUGGUCCUCAUCCUCAUCAUUAUUUUGGCCACGACGUUGAGUUGA
Messenger RNA from Staurois parvus, 881 nucleotides. The record is from the annotation of a GenBank genome assembly. NCBI's taxonomy places the organism in Eukaryota, Metazoa, Chordata, Amphibia, Anura, Ranidae.